GUGGACAUUAUGGACAUCUGUGAGUCCAUCCUGGAGAGGAAGCGGCACGACAGCGAGAGGUCUGCAUGUAGCAUCUUGGAGCAGAUGGACAUUGAAGCUGUCGAGGCUCUUGUGUGCAUGAGCUCCUGGGGUCAGAGAGCACAGAAAGGUGACCGGUUGAAGAUAAGACCCCUCACGCCCGUCUCUGACUCUGGGGAUGUGCCCGCCCCUGUGCUUGUGGACGCCGCGCCCGAGCUACCAAAGGACUUGCAUUCUUUCUCAACCCUGUGCAUAACCCCUCCUCAGAGCCCGGAUCUCCUGGAGCCACCACCAGGGGCACCGGUUCCUCUCCGGGGGACCCAUUCCAAAGCAUGCUUGUACGUGGCCCCCGUCCUGGCAGCCAGAGUGCCGGGUAGGAGGGCAGAGCGAGGCCCGCCAGGACUGAAGCCCGAGGUGCUGGAGCCGGCUCCCGGCCACUCCUGCAGGGCCGUGGUGACAAGUGUGAUCCGCCACACUGGGGAGAGUCCUCCUGCUGGCUCCCCAGCCUUGCAGGCCCAGGAAGGAUGGCCAGCCAAGAUCAGAGGGGGAGAGGCACGGUUUCCGGGCCUGUUGGAUGCCCCGCAGGAUGUGCGCCUCCAGGACAGUUUCCUCCUCGCCGGCUCGGCUUCCUGCCAGCCUCGCUCACACGAGUCCGGUGGCCCUCUCGCCAUGGACAAAGGCCAGCAGCCAGGGUGGCCUGCUGCCCUGCAGGCCUGCUCACCAAAGAGUCCAGAUAGUGACCUGCCGAGGAAGAGCAGUUCCCGGCCUGCCCCUCUGAUCUCCGUCCCUGUCUCCAGUCCCCCUGUCCUCUGCCAAAUGAUCCCCGUGCCUGGGCAGGGCGGAGUGUUGCCAGCUUUUCUGAAGACCCCUCAGCUGCUGUCUUCUGGGCCUGGGAAGCCCAUCCUGUCCCAGGCCGUGCCUUCGCCUCAGCCUGUGUUUGUGGGCCCACCCAUGCCCGUGCCUCAGGGAGCUGUGAUGCUUGUUCUGCCGCAGGCCCCCCUUCCCCCGCCUGCCAGCUGCCCUCCUGGUGUCGUGGCUGUGGGCAGCACCAAGCUGCUGCCCCUCGCCCCUGCGCCCGUGUUCAUUGCCUCCAGCCAAAGCUGCGCCCCUCAGGUUGACUUCUCCCGGAGGAGGAACUACAUGUGUGACUUCCCGGGCUGCCGGAAAACCUACUUCAAGAGCUCCCACCUCAAGGCUCACCUGCGCACUCACACAGGGGAGAAGCCUUUCAACUGCAGCUGGGACGGCUGCGAGAAGAAGUUCGCCCGCUCCGACGAACUGUCGCCCGAUUCCCAGAUUCAUCCUGAGUCCCUAAGCCUGCGCUGGGAGGUCCCGGAAGGGUGCCUGGGCUUGCGCCAGUGCUCUCAGGAAAUAAAAGAAGAGUCAGCUUGA
Messenger RNA from Fukomys damarensis (Damara mole-rat), 1410 nucleotides. RefSeq names its product Kruppel like factor 11 (gene Klf11). Gene Ontology annotation, biological process: regulation of transcription by RNA polymerase II. The coding region runs from base 10 to 1410 and encodes 466 amino acids. NCBI's taxonomy places the organism in Eukaryota, Metazoa, Chordata, Mammalia, Rodentia, Bathyergidae. The transcript has 5 exons. The record is from RefSeq and is a predicted model, not a curated record. Gene Ontology annotation, molecular function: RNA polymerase II cis-regulatory region sequence-specific DNA binding; DNA-binding transcription factor activity, RNA polymerase II-specific.